This is a messenger RNA of Cyprinodon tularosa, 1477 nucleotides long. RefSeq names its product NADH:ubiquinone oxidoreductase complex assembly factor 2 (gene ndufaf2). Lineage: Eukaryota; Metazoa; Chordata; Actinopteri; Cyprinodontiformes; Cyprinodontidae. Gene Ontology annotation, biological process: mitochondrial respiratory chain complex I assembly. The transcript is spliced from 4 exons. The coding region runs from base 16 to 609 and encodes 197 amino acids. The record is from RefSeq and is a predicted model, not a curated record. Gene Ontology annotation, cellular component: membrane.
UAAAAAUGGCCAAUCAUGACACGGCAGGGUUUGUGUCGUAGCAACGUGAGCGUCCAUAGACCUGCGUGCUGUUCCAAGAGGAAACAUUUCUUUCCAGAACCCCCGAAUUGUCCGCUAAAGAUGAGCAAGAUUGGUGGCCUCCUACGGCGAACUUUUGGGGUAGUGCGUGAACACGUCGGGACAGAUCAUUUGGGAAAUAGAUAUUACCUAAUCCCCGAACAGAAGACGUGGACAGGGAGGCAUGUUCGUGCCAAGCGGAUAGUGGAGGCAGCCAAUCCUGCAGAGCAUGAAUAUAUGGAGGGCAGCAUUCCGAUGGAGUGGGAAGCUUGGAUUCGAGGCAGACGGAAGGAGCCUCCCUCCAUUGAGGAGCUGAUGCUGAAUGAGUCCCAGAGGGAGAAGAUUAAGCUGAAGGCCAUAGAGGUGGAGGAAAAAGAUCUGGCCCUUCAGGCUAAGGAAUACGAGGAGGGACUGGUGGCCACUCCUACAAGGACUGUAGCCAAGGGCCAUGCAUCCACCGCCAUUUUUGGCAAAGAGGAGCUCAGCCAGGAGCCAACCAGCACUGCAAACAAGUUCCAGCCAGGUUCCUGGAUGCCCACCUCAAAGAAAUAGGUGGAGACGUCCACAGAGGCAGAGACUUGCUGUGCAUUGUCACAUACGGUCCAAAAGAAUAUUUAUGAAUAACUUUGUUCAGAGGUGAACAAAGUUAAACUUUUUCUCCAUUCAAAGCAAUUCAGGUUGAAACUAUAACUCUUUUCUUCAGGAAGUGGCUGACCUCAUGCAGGGAGGCGUUGUGUCCAUAACAACUGAAAUAAAUGGGAGUUAGCCAUCUUCAAAAGAUAUGAUGGAUUAAUUGUGUGUAGCAAUCAUUCAAUCAAACUUUAAUUAUAAAACAGUUGGAAUAAAGUCAGGUGGAACACAGAAAGCUUUAUGGAGGUUAAAAAAGAAACUAUUUAUCCAGGACAGGAAUACGAAUAACUCUACUUCAGAUUUUAGUUGAGAAAAGAAUAUUUAAAAAAAAAGGAAUGUAUGAGAUGUUAUACUUUGGUGGUGUGCAUUGUGAAUACUUCAAUGACUGUUAGCUGAAAACCUGACCUCAUCUGUUCUGACACCAGUUCCAUGAGACAUUGACUUCUUUGACAAGCUUAAUAUUCCUCCACAAGCUCUUUAUUUAACCCCUUGAAGUUCUUUUGUUUUAAUAAAUAUUUUUAUCAGACACUUAAAAGACUUUCAAAUAUUGUCUGGCUUUCUUAUGUUUUUUUUCAAUCACAACAACAUAUAUUUUACGUGUACUCUUUAAAAUUUCUGAAUACUUGGGAGAGUCGUGUGUUAACCUAAAGUAUCAACUAUAACAAAAUAAAACCAGAAAAGAAUAUAUAUUUUUAAAGUAAAAAAUGUCAGACCUUUUUUUUAUUUCAAGACUACAAAGGGCUAAAAAGACUGAGAAGUUGUCUAUAUUUAAUAAAACCUUUUAAAGCUA